This is a messenger RNA of Schistocerca americana (American grasshopper), 1440 nucleotides long. RefSeq names its product sodium channel protein Nach-like. The transcript has 9 exons. NCBI's taxonomy places the organism in Eukaryota, Metazoa, Arthropoda, Insecta, Orthoptera, Acrididae. Bases 1 to 1440 code for a protein of 479 amino acids. Gene Ontology annotation, cellular component: membrane. Gene Ontology annotation, molecular function: ligand-gated sodium channel activity. The record is from RefSeq and is a predicted model, not a curated record. Gene Ontology annotation, biological process: sodium ion transmembrane transport.
AUGAUCCUCAGCAUCAUUAAGGAUUACUUUCUCAACUCUACCUUACACGGACUACGCUUCAUUGCAGAAGACAAUCGUCACAUCACAGAAAGGUUAUUCUGGGCAGUCUGCUGUCUGAUGUCUUGGUACGCAUCAGCGCUGCUUAUGGGUUCCUCCUGGUUUCAAUUUCAGAACAACGCCAUCAGCUUCGCAAUGGAAACCACAUACCUGGAGUUCCAUACGCAUUUUCCUAUGGUAGCCAUAUGUGAAAGUUCCUCCCGUAAUCGUACGAACGAAAUCGCCGAGAGAGCUAGGGCAAUUAUUGGAGAUUUUGGAAAUACGGAAGUGUGCAAACAGCUCUCACACUUCCGUCUCAAGUCUAGCUUCAUAAAAGACAACUGCUUCAGGGGUCGCACACUGGAAUUUACAGGGAACUGCACAUUCACGAAUCUGUCCAUGGUAGCACGAGCGUUCCGUUUGCCGUGCGAAGAAGUUAUGGAAAACUGCAAGUGGAAAGGCGAGCCCUUCAACUGCUGUGACCAGUUCGUGCCACUGGAAACAGAGAUGGGAAUCUGUUUCGCCAUUAACAGCAUACACGCAUCACGAGAAGGAAUAUCGGAGCCGCCACUGGACAUGCGUGUCAACUCCAGCACAGGGCCUGGUUCACUCUACAUCGAGUUUCUGACCAAUGUUGAGGCGUUCGUACUGUCGCGGUACGAGGUGCCGCACAUGAACACAAAGGACCGGAACAUCUUGAGAAUGGAAGGGACCAUGAUCCGGCACCGCGCCUUCACCGUGCAGGAAGUGUUCAACGAGCGGGACGUGCACGACCUGAGCAUCGGCCAGCGCCGCUGCCGCUUCCCGUACGAGAACAACCUCGCCGUCUACGACAAGUACUCCUACUCCGGCUGCAUCGUCCAGUGCCGCAAGGACGCCAUGAUGAAGUUGUGCAACUGCUCCACCCACCAGAUGCCCAAAGCCCGUCCAGAAGAACAUUGCAACCUGAGGGAGAUCCUGUGCAUUGGGAGCCACGAGGACUACCUGUCGGUGCUGCGCAGCAGCACGGGCGUGCGCAAUGCGCUGUUCUGCCCCUGCACGACCAGCUGCGAGGACCAGAUCAUCACCAGCACGUACGGCUCGCUGACGUACAAUAAUUCCAUGGAGCUGAAGUCCACGCUGCUACUGGAACAACAAAACGUACCAACAGAGAGAUUCAAGCGGUACGUCGUGAGGGGUCCUCUGGACAUGGUCGUGUCCAUGGGCGGAGCGACAGGACUUUUCGUGGGCGCCAGUCUGCUCAGCUUCGCAGAGAUCAUCUACUACUUCACGGCGCGCGCCUACGCCAGCGUGAUGCUCAAACGACGCUCAAAGAAGGAGGAGCAACAGCAAGGCCCGCUGCUGCCGCUGAGGCGCCGCCGAAAUGUCUCCAAGUCACUGCUGGCCACCCGCACCAACAACUAA